Messenger RNA from Cynoglossus semilaevis (tongue sole), 7820 nucleotides. It is a transcript of the gene prox1a, whose product is annotated as prospero homeobox 1a. The transcript has 5 exons. Gene Ontology annotation, molecular function: DNA-binding transcription factor activity, RNA polymerase II-specific; RNA polymerase II cis-regulatory region sequence-specific DNA binding. Lineage: Eukaryota; Metazoa; Chordata; Actinopteri; Pleuronectiformes; Cynoglossidae. Gene Ontology annotation, cellular component: nucleus. Gene Ontology annotation, biological process: regulation of transcription by RNA polymerase II. The coding region runs from base 877 to 3357 and encodes 826 amino acids. The record is from RefSeq and is a predicted model, not a curated record.
AAGUUCAAAGAUACUACAGAUGUCUUAAAAAUCGAUUUAAAAUAAUACUUUUUUAAAUUGUACUUUUUUUCAAUUAAAGUUAAAAAAUAAAAUCAAGCGGCAACAAAUGAAUGAAUGAACGAGGACACAGCACAUCAUCGUGCGUUAUCUUCUGGACUAAGUGGUGUCAUGUCCACCGUCCUUACUGCCACGGCCGUCGCUUUGAAAAGAAAGAGAUUAGUAAAGAGUUCUGUUUCCUUUUUCCAUCCAUCCUUCUCUUUCCCCUCUCUCUCUCUCUCUCUCUCUCCUCUCUCUCUCUCAGUCUCAGUCUCUGGUCAAGUUCAGUGCGCUCUUCCCUGGACCGGACGGACGCCUCUUAUUGGUAGGUUGCGACAGUUACAUCACGGCGCUCAUGACGCGCACGUCUUCCUGUUUCCUUCAGCCGCGUCUUAAAGUGAAUCUUAGUGGCGGAGGAGCGCUUCAGCAUCCACAGCUCUGCAUCCAGUGCGCCUCGGAGACGCACGAGCUCAGCGUCGCUCUCUCGCUCUUUCUUUCUGUCUCUAACACUCACUUUCUAUGUCUCUCGCUCUCUCAGUCACAGCAGGGCACCGAGGGGAGACACCGACGCGCGAGAAGAACAACUCUUCCCAUCUUCUGUCUUUUGCCCAUUUUCUUCCUUUCGCUCGCGUCGCUGACUUUCUCCCUCGCGGUCCUCCUCCUCCUGCGACAAGGUCUCGGCUCUCAGCGGCAGAACGCGCUCCGUUCCAUCCACAUUAUCCCCGUCUUUUGGCCGCAGGAGUCCAGUUUGUGCUCCCUCUCUCCAUUUAAAGGGUAUUCAGAGGUAUUAAUCAAAGCGGACUGGGUUUAUGGGAUAUGGCCCAAUAGCAGGAGCCCGUGAUGCCGGACCAUGACAGCGACUCCUUUCUGAACAGACAGACCAAGCGAAGACGUGUGGACAUUGGUGUAAAGAGGACCGUGGGUAGCACUGCCUCCGCAGCAGCAGCAGCCACAACAGUGACCACAGAUAGCAUUGCUCGCGCCAAAGCUGCCAUUUUCAGUGCCAUGAACUCUCUGAGUUCCCACUCUCACCACGGACCAGACACAGACUCCAUGGAGUGCUCUGUGGUGCAGCCACAUGGUGACAGCGAGUCCAAGUCCAAUGUACUGAGAAAGCUACUGAAGAGGGCUAACUCAUACGAAGACACAAUGAUGCCCUUUCCUGGCACCACCAUCAUCUCUCAGCUUCUCAAAAACAACAUGGCAAAAAAUGGAGGAGGGCCGGAGAGGUUGGAAAGAGGAGACAGAGGUGACAGGGUAGAAUCAGGCUUUCCUGGAUCAGGGCUCUCAAAUGCAAGCUCAGAUCCUCCUCAUGAGGACGCAUGCAGUAACUCAUCUCAAGGAAGCACUCCUCAAGAGUGCCUGUCCCCAUUUGGCCGCCCUCCUGGCCUGGCCACUUUUGACAUUGAACGCCUCAACGAUGAACACCUGCGUGCCAAACGGGCCCGGGUGGAGAACAUUAUACGAGGCAUGAGCCAUUCCCCUAGUGUGGUGGUGCCUGCUAUUUCCCGGCACGAACGUGACCAUGAGAUGGACAGGGAGCGGGAGAUGGAGCUCAACUGUCCACCUCCUCAGUCUCAGCAACAGGCCCCCAGCAGUCCAAGGGGAGGCGAGGUGUGCAGCAGCAACAGCAGCAGUCGAGAGAACAAACGUAAACAGCGUUUGCCGCAGCAGCAACAGCAGAGCUUCACUCAGUUGGUCUGCCAGAGGAAGGAACAAAAGCAGGAGGAGCGGCGACAGCUGAAGCUGCAGCUGGAGGACAUGCAGAAACAGUUACGUCAGCUGCAGGAGAAGUUCUUUCAGAUCUAUGACUCAACCGAUGACUCAGAACAUACAGACCUCCACAACGACCUUCUCAAUGACAUAGGAAACAUGUCUGAGGACAGCCCAACCAGGUCUGACACUGGCGGUGACGACCGGGGUGGAGAUGACUUGCGCUCGGACAAUGAGGUGUCUGACCUGGACCCAGGCCAUUUUCUGAGCAGGGCACGAGCAUUGCUUCAAGAGCAGGAUUUGCUGGCUGAUGGAGAAAAGCCAAGGAGAGAGGGGAACAGCCGCAGCAAAGCUCAAGGAGGUCCAGGCUCCUCCAUGCAUACUGAAGGAAAACACCUGGCAGAAACACUGAAGCAAGAACUCAACUCAGCCAUGACCCAUGUAGUGGACACAGUGGUCAAAGUGUUCGCUAAACCUCCUCGCCCUACACCUCAGCAGGCCUUCCCCCCACUUUCCAUACCUCCAGACAGAUUCCCUCCUACUGUCAACGGCAACAACCCUAAUUUCCACACCACCAACCAGAGGCUGCAAUGUUUCGGCGAUGUCAUCAUUCCCAAUCCACUUGACACCUUUGCCAGCAUGCCUGGGAUGCCAGGACCCACUAAUGACCAAACAGAAGCGUUGCCCUUGGUUGUCAGGAAGACCCCCAGUGACCACCAUCACCACCACCAGUCCUCAGCUGUGGGCGCUCACGGCGGUCACCACCACCCAGCCCUACACCCAUCUUCUCUCUCAGCCUCCAUGGGUUUCAGUCCCCCAUCAUUCAGACACCCAUUUCCACUGCCCCUCAUGGGCUACCCUUUCCAGAGUUCACUGGGUGCACCCGCGGGUGUUUACCCAGGAAAGGAUCGAUCUUCUCCAGACUCCAUGGACCUGUCCCGGGAGACCACCAGCCUGAGGACAAAGAUGGCUUCAGGUCACCACCUGGGGCACCACCAUCGCUCUUGUUCACCAGCCCACCCUGGCAGCACAGCAGAGAGUCUGUCCCUGUCCCUCAUCAAGUCUGAGUGCAGUGAUCUCCCGGACAUGGCUGACAUCUCACCAUACUCAAGCAGCAAUAUUCAGGAGGGUCUUUCCCCCAAUCACCUAAAGAAGGCAAAACUCAUGUUUUUCUACACACGCUACCCGAGUUCAAAUAUGCUGAAGAUGUUCUUCGCUGAUGUCAAGUUUAAUCGCUGCAUAACCUCCCAGCUGAUCAAGUGGUUCAGUAACUUCAGGGAGUUCUAUUACAUCCAGAUGGAGAAAUUCGCCCGUCAGUCCAUCAACGACGGGGUCACCGGAGCCGACGAGUUGACCGUUAGCCGCGACUGUGAGCUUUUCCGGGCCUUAAACAUGCACUACAACAAGGCCAACGACUUUGAGGUCCCUGACCGUUUCCUGGAGGUGGCUGAAAUCACACUGAGAGAGUUCUUCAAUGCCAUUGUGGCCGGCAAAGACGUGGACCCGUCCUGGAAGAAGGCCAUUUACAAAGUCAUCUGUAAACUGGACAGUGAGGUUCCGGAGAUUUUCAAGUCCCCCAACUGUCUUCAAGAGCUCCUACACGAGUAAAAAAAAAAUCUCCUCCUCACUCAACUGCUUUUUAUGAAUUCACCAAUUUCGUAGAAUUGUAUUCACUUUCCCUCAACAUGAUAUUUGAUUUUUUUUUUCUUUUUUUUGAAAGGUUUUGAAGUAGCAUUCCCUAUCUGAAGCCUUUGAGGCAGUUCCUGAAAGACCUAGCUUUGUGUUAUUAUAUUUUGACCUUAACUAUUGACGAUUAUUAUUUGUUUGUAUUUUUGAUGAGCUGAAUAGACUUGAUUCCUCUUGGGUGUUUUUUUUUUUGGACGGUGUGAUUCCUUAUCUGUUGGCAUUUGUUCUUAUUAUGAUCAACACUAACUCAGUGUGUGUGAAACUAUUAUUAAGAACAUAGUCUGAAUUCCUUUAAAAAGACCACAAUCACACUCAGCCUUGUUGCUCCAGUCCACCGGGUCGUUACACUAAAUGCCCUCUUGACCCCCCCCCUCCCCAAAAAAAGACUGCGCUACUGAAGAUGUCUCACACUGGACUAACACACAUAGACAUACAGCUGCAAACAGAACUCUGACCUACUGAGGCUGUGGCCUGGACUAAGACUGGACCCAUGGUACCAGUCUGUGCUAGUCUGUGGGACUUUUCUCAGCUCUACCAUGUUUUGAAGUGUGUUGUUCCCAGCAGGUAGAACACUGUGUCAUUUGGGUGUAUAAUUUUUUUGAUUAUUAUUAUUAAUAUUAUUAUUAUUAUUGUGUUUAAUGGUUAUUAUUUGUUAUCACUGCUUGCUAAAGAAAUUGGCACUUCACAAUUUGUCUGUCCCUUGAUGGCGCCGCAGAAAAAAAUAAAUUAUUGCUUAAUUUUAUUCCAUGAGGUAGAAGAUUCUGGAAUAUUUUACUACAAUUUCCUACUGUAGUUUAUUCCUCUCUGAAGUUAAAUUUGAUAUUUCAUAUUUAAGUCAUUUGGGUUUUUUUGAAGACAAAAAGAAAGCACAAGUUCAGCAAACAAAAUUUUUUGGAACACAGUUCAACCACAGACCUGCUUGAACUACAGAUAUUUGGAGGAAGGGGAGGAGAAAAGAAAGGCAAUUUCCACAGCAGAUUUUAUGCUUCGAUGCACUAGUACUGUACCCAUCAAACCAUAAAAACAAAUGCUACUUAACUACAUUUCAAAUUAUGGUGGGGUUUUUUAUAAAGUUUUAUAUAAUCAAUAGUUAGCUUCUGCAAAAGCCCAAUAUCAUGGCCGUGAUUUUAACGUGACUCACCUCGGCGAUGAGUACAAUUGGUGAUAAAGUUAUUUCACUAGCAAGUGAUACUUGAAUUUAUUAUGAUACUGUGGAAACGUACGGUGCUGCUGAAACGGUUGGCAUGUAAACAACACAAAGGUAGAAAAAACAGAAGAGAGAGGAAGAACUGUUUUGUCAUUGUUUUAGUCUCCACUAUUUAGGAGCUCAGAAUUUAGACAAUCCUCACGACUUCACAGGAUUAUAAGAAAAAUGAUUCCAAGCAGAACUCAGGCGUUCAUUAAUUCUGCUCUUCAAGAGAACUUAAAUACACACACAAACACACAUUCUUAUACGGCUCCUUACUUCCUUCCCUCCGCGUUCACCUGCCUUUGAGUGAUCUCGCUCGUCUCUCAAUACAACAAUGGUAGGUCAAAGGUAAGCACUCACCCCAGGGGUAGAUGGAGAAGCUUUCAGUACUACAAAGAGCCAGGACAAAGACGCAGAGUGAGGAGCGAUACGCACCUGAAACCCUCCUCCCCUCUCCUCCUCCUCAAUCGUCCCACCAUCCCACGCUGGCAGUAUUUAAGACUCAAAGUAUGAUGAUUCUCUUCAGUCACUAUGCCUACAACGUUGCUAAACACCAUUCCAAUCACAUUUUUUCAAAAAAAGCUUUUCCAGCUGAGUUACACCUGUCGACAGCGUGUCUAUGUUUUUUACCGACCGCCUCGGCCUUUGUGUUACUGCAGUUUUGUUAGAGCUAAUUUGAAGUAAGGACAAGACUUGAAUACUUCCUGUGCAUGUGAACUGGUCAUUGAUCUAAACUCGACAACACGGCCCAAUACUGAGUCUGUGUGUGUGUGUGAGAGGUAGAUCAAAAGAUCAAAAAGGUUGGCAGGUUGCUUAACCUGCUGACUUGUCUAAGUGAGACAAAGCCGCUGACAAAAGGAGGCAGAGAAAGACAGGGAGCAACUCCCUUCAUUAUGUCGUCCCCCUCGCCCCCACUCCUCCUCCUCCCUAGACGGUGUUCUUCUUAAGAUCCCGAGCCCUGAGAGAACAAGCCGGACACUUUUCUCACUGAAGGAUGGGCUUGGCCCUUCAUGUCUCAGAGUCUCAAAGCACCAACCAAGGGUUCUAAAGCAGCCCAGACAAAAGGAGAAGGGAAAGGACACUUUUAUCUGAUGCACAGAUUAUUGUCGCUCCCAUACCCCCGCACUUCCUGCAACCCCACCCUAAUGUUAAAGAGUUUCUGAUCCUAAAAAGAUUACUUCAGGAUAAUGAAGAGCCAUGUGCAGAGAAGGACGGAAGACAAAAGAUUAGCAACACCAUAAUAUUGCAUUCAAAUUUGUUUUCUAUCCUGUUUCCCUUUUAUGGCAUUGUAUGCUAAUUAGGACGUUAUUUAAAUACAUACACAGAAUAGACUUUUUUUAAGAAAUGAAAAAUAUGAUUCUACGAAAAAAUUAUAUUCUGUAGAUCAACUUCUGUGAGCGGGCACUGAUAGGAAUCGUUUCAUAAAGAAAUCUUAAGAAGAUAUUUUUAGUGACUGCUUUGUUUAAUUCUGAAUACGUGACAUGUUGCUAGUCUACGGAGCAAUAGAUGUAGGUUAUUUGCAGGUUUGUGACCAGUUUACCUUAUGGUUAUUUUACCUUUUUGUAAUGUGCUAAAUGGCUGUUCGAAAAAAACAAUACACACUGAAUUUUCAUUUUUUCCUAAAGUAUGAGUCUGUCGUUGUCACUGCUGUAAAUAAUGUCAGGAUGAGACAAAGAAGAGAUGUAUAGUUUUUCUAUAGUCACACAGAAGAAAAAGAGUGGAAAAAUAGAUGCUUUUUUUCCUCUUGGAUGAAACCCGUAACCACUCUUUCAAAAAAGAAAAAAAUUUAACAAAAAGAACAACAUUUUUAUUUUGUUCUUUUCCUUGCCAUGCCUUUAACGGGAUUCUGUUUCCCCAUCGGCAGUGCCCUUGAUGUUGCACCAGCAUCCGUUUCUUAAUUUUUGCUCUACAGAACGAUGCAUCGGGCAAGUGGUCGGGUAAUGAAGAUGUCAGGGAGCGUCCCUCUGGUGGUCAGCGGACCAGCUUUUGUCCAAAAACAGGCAGACAACUCAUCGUCACAAGACGAGCGUCACAAAACGGAACGCACCGCAUUGUACAGUCAUAGAAUAAAUGAAAAAAGAUUUAUAUCCAUUUUUUUUACCGAGUUCAACCAGUUGGGAGAAGUUUUGACGAUGUGGAAUUUCUGUAUGCUUUGCAAUGCGUGUGUGUGUCAGAGAGAGAGAGAGAGAGAGUGAGAGGGAAAAAAAGAUUCUGAGAACCUGUGAACCACUGAGUGACACAAUUCUCAACACUGUGGCCCCACCCCCACCCAUGGGAGUACCAUCCUGACAUGUAAAUGAUUCUCAUUAAGCGUUGGCAAUGUGUGUGUAUGUGUGUGUGUGUGAGAGACAAUUUCCUCUGAUCCGUUUCCUGACCUGUUUGAAAGAGUUUUUUGUUUCACACUGCUUUCCGUAGUAAUCUUUUUUAAUUAAUUAUUAUGAUUAUUAUUACUAUUGUAUUGCUCCUCCAUUUUGUUGUAAAUAUCAAGGACAUGGACUCGCAGCGAUAAAUACUGCCUUUGUACAACUUAGCAAUAUGUUUAUGUAAAUACAGUUUUUGUUGAGUUUUUUUUUGUAUGAUUCGAUCACAGUGCAGUAAUUCCUACUGGAACAGCCAUGUUUUAAACACGGUCAAUAAUUAAACACAGGUUGUAAAAUACAUAAAGAUAUGGCUGUUUUUUUUCUUCUUCUGUUGGUGUCAAUUUGUCUUGGCUUAUUUUGUGUAAUUUAUUGGUUUAAUUUAUCCUAAUUUAUUUGAUGUCAUUUUCUUUUGCUUUGUUAUUUUCCCCCCAAACAGGGAAGGCUGUACUGCAUUUCAUUAAGUAGAACCACUCUAAAUGAUGACGAUCCUUAACUACCUAAAAAGAGGAAAUGUUUUCCAGUUUGCUUAUUGGAGUGACCAGGAAUGAUUAAAUAGUGCUGAGAUUAGGCAGCUAAAUGGAACUGGACAGUUUGGAUUAAAAGGAAAAAAAAAGUCUGAUUCUGUUCCUGAAAAUGGCUGAAAGCCGAAGCAACCUUCUAAGCAGCUUUUGUAUUUUUUUCUUGACCCCCCCAUUACUUUUGGCCAAGCCCAAAAACAACUAGUAGUCAAAUUGCCUUUUGUGCCUUUACCCUCUAUGAACUGAAUGUAUGUGCAGUAUAUAUGCAAGCUUGUGCAAAAUGAAUUAAAAAAAAAUAAAAAAUGAAAACAAAGCAGA